Molecule: messenger RNA, 1228 nt
Organism: Hippocampus zosterae (dwarf seahorse)
Lineage: Eukaryota; Metazoa; Chordata; Actinopteri; Syngnathiformes; Syngnathidae
Product: gamma-interferon-inducible lysosomal thiol reductase-like
Exons: 7
Coding region: 142-912 (256 amino acids)
Cellular component (GO): lysosome
Molecular function (GO): oxidoreductase activity, acting on a sulfur group of donors, disulfide as acceptor
Source: RefSeq, a predicted model, not a curated record
UCGCGGGGCUUCAAACGUCACCACUUAUGUCAUCAACGCACUCCCCAUUCAUGAACCACUCAUCUAGAUUACUCGGCACACGCUUCAGGGAUUCGAACCGUGGAGCACAUCACUAGUUAUUAGACAGUUUAGUGUUAGAAAAUGAAGGCUGAUUUGCCGUUUAUGUUGACUUUAAUCGUACACUUUAGUUCUCUGUCUUCGUCACGUCCUUACACUCUGGCGCAGUGCUGUUCGUCUCUCAACUCUGCCGUUCAGUGUGGGAUGUUGAAACAGUGUCUCCACACUAACUUGACCAACUUUCAUCAGGCAGGGGAGCCUGUCCACUUGGAUGUCUACUACGAGAGUCUGUGUCCCGACUGCAUUCUGUAUCUGACACAGGUUCUGUACCCAACAUGGGUGCUGCUGCAGGACAUUCUGUGUGUCCGUCUGGUUCCCUUCGGCAAUGCGCAGGAGAUACCCAGUGAGCGCAAGUAUAUAUUUAAGUGCCAACAUGGAGAACAGGAGUGCCUUGGCAACAUGAUUCAGACGUGUUUGUUGAACAUGACUGACAAUGCCUUCCUCAUCAUCUUCUGUAUGGAGGCCUCCACUGAUGUCAUCGCAGCUGCCAAGAGUUGUGUUCAUCUGUACUGUCCCAAACUGAGCUGGGAGCGCCUCAUGAGCUGCGUGGAUGGAGAUGUUGGAAACCAGCUGAUGCAUCAGAACGCGUUGAGGACUAACUCUCUGGAUCCUCCGCACCAGUUUGUACCCUGGUUGACCAUUAAUUGGGGUGAGACAGAUGACCUGCAGAAGAAGGCUACAACUUCUCUCUUUCCGCUUAUCUGCAGCAUGUACAAGGGCAUCAAGCCUGUGGUCUGUGGAAAUGUUGGCCUUAAACACAGAAGAUCUAAUGGCGCUUUACAAUUAGUGGGUUGAUUCUGACUGCUUCAGGUGUGGCUACUUCGGCGAUAAAAGGCCAUGCUAAAAUGUAUUGUUUUUACUCAGAGUAUUGCAAACUGAUUGAGCUUUUACACAAUAUCCAGCUUUGGUUACAUGUGCUGUUUGCGUGAUUGGUCACUUCAAAUUUAUAAGAGAAGCUCUUUCAUACUUUUAUCUCCAAUAGACUUAAUUCUUGUCAUGGUCUUCUGAUUGGACUCCCUCAAAAGAGCAUCAAACAGCUGCAGCUUGCAUUCUCCCAGAACAAAGAGAUCAGAAUGUGUUACCCUGGUUCUAAAGGCUUUACACUGGCUGC